Molecule: messenger RNA, 417 nt
Organism: Vicia faba (fava bean)
Lineage: Eukaryota; Viridiplantae; Streptophyta; Magnoliopsida; Fabales; Fabaceae
Source: the annotation of a GenBank genome assembly
AUGACACACAAUUCACACACCACUCCUAGGUUGAGGAAUCUGUUGUGGGCAACAUCAAAGCAUGAUGUAUACCUUAUGCAAAACUACUUUGUGAUGCAUUGGUCCUCAUUACUACGAAGGAGUAAAGAAGUGAUUAAUAUGGCCAAACCGAUUAUUCCAACCCUUCAAAAGCAUUCUGGAUUAUCCCACCCCAUCUCGCGAGUGCAAAUUAGCACCAUGGUUCUUAAGGAGAACUGGAUGAUGGCAGGUGGUUUCCAUGUCAAGCUUAUUUGCAAGAAUUUAAAUCAUUCUGGAGUUGCAUUCUACAGUAAAAUAACUACAGAUGAUAAUGUUAUAACCAAUGUUGUGGAUGUCUUCCGCAACCCCAAUGGGCCAUUAAGGUAUAAUUGGUCUGUCAAUAAGCUUUUGUUAGUCUAG